Spizellomyces punctatus DAOM BR117 is the source of this 1966-nucleotide messenger RNA. RefSeq lists its product as uncharacterized. NCBI's taxonomy places the organism in Eukaryota, Fungi, Chytridiomycota, Chytridiomycetes, Spizellomycetales, Spizellomycetaceae. The record is from RefSeq and is a predicted model, not a curated record. The transcript has a single exon. The coding region runs from base 87 to 1550 and encodes 487 amino acids.
AGGCGAUGUGGCAAUCAUUUCUGAAGGUGCUGGCCAUCUCGUAGGGGUACUCUCGCUUCCUUUGUAAAUCAUUUUGUCACCAUCCCAUGCUUUCCUCACCAGUGCAUGCGACCCAGUCACAGAGAAGGCCCAGUCUUGGCGACGUUCUCUCCAACGUUUUCAAGCGACGAGGAAAUCAUGAGGUUGAAGCUGAACCAGCGAGAGUCGAGUCGGCGUAUCCCGCAACCCCAAUUCGGCGUGAUCGACGACCAAGUUUGAGCUCAGUGACAGGUAAAGAGCCUCGGAGUAAUGCAGUUAGCCAAGGUUCCCGCCAAGCGCCUCCAAGGGAGCGGCAAGUUCGACACCGAAGGCAUCGUCCCCGUGCACUGGAACCCGACCCGUUGGACCUCCCUGACAUGGUCGAAGACUUCCUUGCAAUAUUGGACGAAGAUGAGAUAGCACAGGAACCUUAUCUGCGAGGUUAUUUUACCGCCUUGCUGUCCCGAUACGCUCGGUGGCAGGCGCGAGGGCGGUCUAAAGCCGCUUGUUUUGAAGCGGCGUGUUUGGGAGGAGCUCGAUAUUUAGAAGAGAUUGGCAGGGCGCCCUCAGAUCGUACAAAUGCGCUUGAUGCCGCGCUGGCAAGAGCAUUAGCAGGUCUCGUUGUGGAUGCAGUAGAGCCGGAAAUGGCUAUGGAGUGGGACGGGCCGGUUCGGGAGAAGGCAGUAGCCAUAGUCACUGACGAGUUUCUGGCGAAAGCGCCGCAUGAGCGAGUUGCGGGACCAGCCAAACGGAGGGUUACAAAGAGUAAGAGCGGCUACGGUGGCGUUCAUAAUGUGGCUCUGCAUGUUGUUCCAGAUUGGGAGAAUGACGAUGUGCCACCACUGCAGUACGACAUGGGCCGACGCGGGAGCGAUGCUAGUAUGCAAGAGUUCCCGCCAAGAAAAGGAAGUGUCGACAAAGUGCAGAAUCUCCGAAGAACCAGCCGGGAAAAUGCGCAUGACCAUGCAAGGUCAGAUGGCUUAGAACGGUUAUCGCGUGUGCGCAAGUUGAGUCGGGAGGAGACACAAGAAGGCGCGCGCCGCUUGCGCCCUGGUAGCGUGGAAAGAAUUGCGAAUGGAGAAGAGGGGGAAUACUAUCCUCGCCGAUCCAGCAGCCUGGAACGUGGUCCCGUUACACGGUACCGGAAGGGGAGCAUAGAUGGCGACCUGCAAACUCCUGGACGUAAGUCGAGCCGUGACGAAACUACCGUGACCUACUUGUCCGAUGCAGUGCCCAUUCGAAACGUUACGCGACGAGGAAGUAGGGACGAAGGCCCUCCUCCUCCCGCCGUUCGAAGCACAACCAGGAACAUACCCUGGGAGCCCAUUGCCGAGGAUCCCUCAUCUUUCAGCGUCGCACCUUCUUCGCCAAUUCCCCCACGUCAUGACAGUCGGGUUGCCAUGAAAUUGCAGCAACAGGCACUAAAACCUGGGCAAGUAGCGUCGCCGCAGCAGCGACGAGGAUCGGAAUCAUCCCGUGGUGAAUCUUUAGGAUGGAACGUUGCGGAGCGAGGGUAUGUCCGCAAACGAUAGUGACAUUCGCGAAUCCCAAGUUUUUCCGCAUUGUAUAUUUGAAACAUUAUUUUGGGAAAUCAGACUUUGGUCAAAAGCCAGUAUAUAGUGUAGAGGUGACAGAAAUUGGCACUAGCUACUACACCAGGGAAUAAACCAGCGACAACUGGUUCGGAAAAGCCAAGUAAUUCCCUCCUUACAACCAACCAACUACUACUAGGCCCAAUUACACAUGCAAUACAUUACGGUUGUUCUAACGGGGUAACUAAGUUCACCACACGAGAGAAAUCCUACUAAGCCCUUGAUUCCGAAAUUCUUUAGUCGGAGGAUGUUCAGAUACUAAGGUAAAUGGGAAUUAGACUGGGUAAUUUGCGCGUGGGAAAAAUCAUAUGGAUAUACCUGCGAUCGUAGCAAUAUAGUAGUAGCAGCGUUGCAAG